This is a messenger RNA of Nomia melanderi (Alkali bee), 4644 nucleotides long. It is a transcript of the gene Neos, whose product is annotated as nuclear receptor coactivator protein neosin. Lineage: Eukaryota; Metazoa; Arthropoda; Insecta; Hymenoptera; Halictidae. Gene Ontology annotation, molecular function: RNA binding. The record is from RefSeq and is a predicted model, not a curated record.
GGGCAGCUCCUUGAACAGAAGUAGCAGGGGAACGCUGUUUUCGAGUUACUAGCGUGAGGGGAGUAAGUUAGACAUCUUUGGUAGAAAGUAUAGAAGUCGUUGAAAACGUGGAGAAGGUUUAAUGUUCUCUGGCAUGUUUGAAAACAGAACACACUUAUACAACAGUAACUCCCAUAUACGCACGCCAUCAUAAGGGAUUCGUUCAGCCUUCAAUUGUUGAUUGACGGUUCCUGUUUUGAAAUCACCAUCGUUUCGAUAAUAUUAUUAUUCUAUGAACAAAUGGAACCAGAAUAGAGAAAAUUGAAGAAGACGUUGUCGCUGUGUAUUAUUUACACUAUUGUGCUAGUUAAUAUCUAUCAAAGUGAUAUAGAUAGGAAAAAGUAAACGUCAGCAUCGCAAUUUAACCUCUCUUUGGUUUUAUUAUUUGAAUGAGAAUUAUCGGUCCAUAAGUAUUUUCUUUGUGGAGAAAUCGGUCUUCAAAGGCAACUUACGGCAAAAUGAGUGUAAGAUUAUUAAAAGAUCCUGCUACUGUGAGUAGCCGCAUAUUCGUGGGCCAUUUGCAAACAGAUGAUAUGACCAAACACGAAUUAGAGGAACAUUUUUCAAAAUACGGGACUGUUGUUGGUUCGGCGAUAAAUAGAGGUUUUGGAUUUGUUCAGUUUGAGGAAGAACAGUCUGCUCAAAAAGCUAUUCAAAAUGAGAAUGGUGCGAUGUUCAAAGGCAGAAGAAUAGAUGUUAGACCAGCAAAGAAAGAUAAUCAGUCUGGAGGUGGAGGACCAAAACAACAGGGAGGUCCAACUAAUCAGUUUAGUUCUAACAGCAAUCAUUUCAAUACUGGAAAUGAUUCUUUUAAUAGUGGAAAUCAGAGUUUUAGUGGAAAUUCUUCUUUCAAUGCGAACCAAAGUUUUGGUUCUGAUAUACAAAUGAAUGAUAGUCAAAAGGGGAGUACCAUACAAAAUCGUAAUGAUCAAUUUGGCGAUGGAAAUCAGAAUAAUGAUCAGUUUGGAAAUCAAAAUAGAAAUAAUGGAAGUGAUCAGUUUAAUAGUAUAAUGCAAAAUAAAGGCAAUAAUCAGUUUAAUCCAGGUAAUCAGAAUAGAACUGGUAAUCAAUUUGGACCUGGUGGGAAUCAAAAUAGACCAGGAGGGAAUCAAAACCGAAAUGUGAAUAAUCAGAAUAAUCAUAAUCAAACUGGUGGAGGUGGUGGAGGUGUGAACAGUGGUGGAGGUGGCAGAGCAAGAGGUAAUAGGGCUGGAAAAAAUCGAAAUAAAAACAGAGACAAUUCAGGGGGAAAUAACUUCAGAGAUCGUAGCCCUAUUAACAGAAGUGGUCGUUUAGAAGAUAAAAGUGGUAGAGAUUGGGAUCAUAAACAAGGCGAUAGAACUAGAAACAAUAACUUUGGCAGAGACUCAUUUAAUGACAGUAACAAUCGCUAUGAAGAUUUCAAAAAUAAUGGACCUAGGGAUGUAAACAUGAGUUUCAAUAAUACAAAUACCACAAGUGAGUAUACAAAUGCAACAACUGAAAAAAAUGACUGUGAAAUCAUUGUUGUCAACAAGGCACUAACGGAAUAUGCAGAAAGUAUUGAGGCUAGGCUGAAAAAGAUUGGGUUAACAGUGGAUUUACUAUUUCCAAAUGAAGAUGUACUUCUUAGUAGGGUUUUAGGAAAUAUAGCAAGUCGUGGAUGUUUGUAUGCUGUUGUAGUUACACCGAUCAAUCAAGAACAUCAUUCCUUAACACUAAAUAUUCUUCAUGGCUUACCACAAGAGCACAGAAACAUGCUUGUCGAAGAUGCUAUUAAUUUAAUAUCGCGGGACUUUGCCAAUUACAAAGCCGGUGGACGAUCAGUACCACUGAACACACCGUUUGCGAAUGAGCGACAUCCUGAUGCUAUCCAAGUUCUUUUAAACAUGCUGGCUGAUAAUCACCAAUUAACAGUACUACAGUACGAUCGUGUAAUAAAGUAUCUUGAGAUUAAACGAGAGGAACAAGUACAAGUAGAAUUAGGAGACGUAAAAGAUCUGACCACAACAACGACGACGAUAGCAGUCAGCGAUCCAAAACAAGCAGAAUUACAGUCAAGGAUACUUAAUAUAUUAAAUAGCAAUAAAACCAGUUCGACAGCACCUGUUCCUAGCCCGGUUCCGGCUCCAACAUCUGCACCAACUCCAGUCCCACCGGCUACUUGGGGAUCAGCAGCAUCAACUGCCACAACAGCGUCCACAACAACUACCUCUACGGGAGUUUCACCAUCACCUCUGCUAAACGAUCCGACAGUUCAAAAGGCCCUUGACAGUCUGUUGCAAGGCAAUUUGCUCAAAAGCAUCGGCGAUCAGCAACCGGCUACAACCACGACACCUCUGUUUGCCGCUUUUUCGAAUAUCGGUCGAUUUUAAUUGAUUUUUUCAAUCAUACAUGGUUUUUUUUAUUGCGUUUCAUCUCAUUCAGCAGGACAUUUCAUUUCAUUUUGUUCGAUGAAAUGAAUAUUCUACAGGCUAUAUUUGAUAGUAUAUUGGAAACUAGUUAAUAUCAUCAACUUUAACAACAAGUGGUUUUGAUAUUCUUCUCUGGUGAAGUGUUAGCAUGCUUAUAUGUGCAUAAAAUAAUACACUUUUGAACAUAGGAUUUAUAAGGGUUUGUAAGUUCUAUACAGUAUUCCAUAGUUAUUUGAAGAAGUUAAUACUUUUUGCCUGGUCUGCUUUUAACUACUAACGGAAAUUAUUGUUCUUAUAUUUUUUAUGAUGAGAACAUUGGUAUUAAGUUUGUAAUUUACCAAGAUUUUCUCACAGAAUAUGUUUAGUUGUAGGAUAUAGAAAUGAUUUGAACAACAUACAAUUAUAAAGGUACUAACAUCUGUUAUAUUAAUAUAAUGAAAAAUGUGUGGUGAAAUUCUAUGUUCUACAAUCAUUUAAUGAAAUAAUAUGUUUGUCAAAUAACAGUGAAAUACUGUAGAUGUUAUAUUUCUAUGGUUCUGAAUAUCAUAGGUGUACACUGAUAUUUGCCUAUACAUAUGUUCAAUCCUUUCAUUCCCAGGACAGAAAUUUUAACUUAGUAUGCAUAGCAUGAUAAACAGAAGAGAUGUUGCGUAUUAGAUGUAUGUCUGAUGAUUUUCAAGGAUGAGCUUUAUGCUUCUUUUAACCCUGUUGCUUCCCAUUGCUAUAAUGUUAAUCAAGGUAUGAUUCAUACCUUAAAUAUUAAACAAUAGGUUUGAAGUAUAAUUAUAUUCUGAACUUUAAUGAAGCCUGAAUAGUUUGUUAUGGUGGAGAAUUUCAAUGUGUAAUAUAUUGAUUUAGUGGUAGAUAAUUUGAUGAAACAAUUCCAUCACUCAUUAUAAUUAUAUGUUAUUUUCAAUUUAGUGCGUAGAAUUUAUUACAUUAUCAUUUUAAUGAAUUGCCAUUGUUGCUUAUGUCUCUUUUAUAGCUUUUAUUAGUUUUGAAAUAUUACGUUAUCAGUACCUACAGUGUGUCUCUUGAAAUUAGUAAGAGAAACCAUUUGGGCGAAUUUAUAAGCCUUGUAAACUUUGUCUAAUGUAAAAAUAUACAUAUAUACAUAUAUAUAUAUAUAAAUAUAAAUAUAAAGCAUUUCAUUUUUAUAAUAAAUUACGAUGCUUAUAAAAUAUUAAGUUUCCUAUUGCACUUGUGAUGAUGCAGGUGUGUUCUUUUUCCUAAGGAAAGUAGAAAUUGAGUAUUAUAUAUGUUUCUUAAACCAUAUAUUAUUACAUAACUUUCAAUCAGUUUAUUCGUACAAAUGUAUUACAUGAAAGUUUUGCACAUUCUUUUUUUAGGAAUUAGAUAAACAUCAUAUGUAUAACUUCAAUAAACUGUUUUUAGGAAUAUUUUAUGUCUUUUAUUAACAACUUGAUAUAACGUUGAUGCCUCAUUCUCGUGGAUCUAGAAACAAGAAAAUACACGUCUGUUCAAUCAGUUUUAACAACCUCACUGACUUGCUCUUCACAUACCUUUGCAGCAAAGUGCGUAAUGUAUAGACCCAUUAUUAUGAAGCAGUAUAAGCUAUGAACUCAGAAGCAGCUUCAUUAUGUUAAUAAGCAAUAAAAUAAACUAGUGCAUAAAGUGAAGUACAUUUUAUAUAAUUAAAUGUGAUUUGCAGGAUGUAAGUAAGCAUAUUAUUAAGCAUUAGCAGGUAAGCAAAGCUAUAUGGGUAUAAAUAAGCAUGGAUACUUGUUAUGUUGACAUAUGAUCAAAUUUACCUAAGUAAUAACUCUUUAGGUAUUGUUCUGCGUGUACUAUCUCUUCGCAAGGCUGGGACACUUCUUUGUAUAGAAUACAAAGAACGGAUUUUACAGCAUCAAUAUCAUACAUAUUCUUUACCAAUCUCUGCUUAUAUGGUUUCAGUUUCUCUACGAGUUCUUUGUUUUUGGUGAUGGAACCAAUGUGAUUCUGAAGAAUUUCGUUGUACAUUGGCCAGUUGGCAUCACAGGCAGGACAGUCACAUUCAAAGAAAUAGUCCUCCAUUAUUUUCUCUCUUCUUUCAGAUCUUGGCAUAUGUGCAUAUGCAGCACCAUAACCAGUGAAUAUUUGAUCUCCAGGAUAUAUUGGUUCCAAAGCACGAGUGAGCAUUGUCAAUCCUUCAAAAUGACGAAAAGUGUUUGGAGCACAGGAGUGGUUGUACAAGCUAUGCGUCACAUAU